This is a messenger RNA of Corylus avellana, 1746 nucleotides long. Its product is annotated as putative pectinesterase/pectinesterase inhibitor 51. Gene Ontology annotation, molecular function: enzyme inhibitor activity; pectinesterase activity. Gene Ontology annotation, biological process: cell wall modification. The record is from RefSeq and is a predicted model, not a curated record. NCBI's taxonomy places the organism in Eukaryota, Viridiplantae, Streptophyta, Magnoliopsida, Fagales, Betulaceae.
UACACAACACUUAUUGCUGCUGCGCUUUCAUACCUUCAUGGCCUCCGUAUUCUUUCUCUCCCUCGUCCUCUUCCUCUUCCUCUUCCUCUCCCUCUCCUCCGCCACUAGCCAACACUCCCCAGCCCAACAACCCACUCCCAACGACCCCUCCUCUGCCCCGCCUGAGAUCCGCCAGGCCUGCGAGGCCACGCGCUUCCCUGUCGCGUGCGAGAGCUCUUUGACUAUUUCCAAGCACAUGCCCUCCAACCCCACCUCUCUCCAGCUCAUACAGUCGGCCAUCUGGGUCUCCUCCCAGAACCUCCACACCGCCCAGUCCAUGGUCCAGUACAUCUUGGACUCCUCUUCCGGGAGCCAGAAUCGCACCACCGCCGCCAAGAACUGUCUCGAAGUCCUCCACAACUCUGACUACCGGAUCUCUCAGACCACCAAUGAUGCCUUGCCAAAUGGCAGGGUCAAAGACGCCAGGGCCUGGCUGAGCGCUGCGCUGCUCUUCCAGUACGAUUGCUGGUCCGCGCUCAAGUACGCCAACGACACGAGCAUGGUAAACGAGACGAUGUCGUUUCUGGACUCGCUGACGGGGCUCACGAGCAACGCGCUGAGCAUGUUGUUCGCAUAUGACGUUUACGGGAAGGAGAUCGGAUCGUGGGCCCUCCCCAAGACGGAGCGCGACGGGCUCUGGGAGGGAGGCAGCGAGUCCGGGGCGGGUUUCAAGGGCGGGUUUCCAUCGAAUUUAACUACGGACGUGACGGUGUGCAAGGACGCCACUAAUGGGGGCUGCUACAAGACGGUGCAGGAAGCCGUGAACGCGGCCCCAGAUAACGGUGGAGGACGGAGGUUCGUGAUACACAUAAAGGAGGGGGUGUACGAGGAGACGGUUAGAGUUCCACUAGAGAAGAAGAACGUGGUGUUUUUGGGAGACGGGAUAGGCAAAACGGUCAUCACUGGGUCGUUGAAUGUGGGUCUGCUUGGGAUUUCCACCUACAAUACGGCUACAGUUGGCGUUUCCGGUGAUGGAUUCAUGGCCACCGGUCUCACAAUCCAGAACACCGCCGGACCUGGUAGUCACCAAGCAGUUGCCUUCAGAUCGGCCAGUGAUUUAUCUGUGAUCGAGAAGUGCGAAUUCUUAGGCAAUCAAGAUACCCUUUACGCUCAGGCGCUCCGCCAGUUCUACAAAUCAUGCCGCAUCCAAGGCAAUGUCGAUUUCAUUUUUGGAAGCUCCGCCACAAUUUUUCAAGAUUCCGAAAUCCUAAUCUGUCCCCGGCAAAUCGAUCCGAAGAAAGGCGAGAACAAUGCCGUCACUGCACAUGGCAGAACCGACCCGGCCCAAACAACGGGUUUUGUUUUCCAAAAUUGCCUCAUCAAUGGCACCAACAAAUACAUGGCAUUGUAUUAUAAAAACCCCCAAGUGCACAAUAAUUACUUGGGGAGGCCAUGGAAGGAAUACUCGAGAACCGUUUUUGUAAACUGCAACAUGGAAUCUCUUGUUACACCACAAGGCUGGAUGCCCUGGAAAGACGAUAUUGGAUUGAAUACGCUUUAUUACGGGGAAGUUGGAAAUUCUGGACGAGGUUCUAAUUUGUCGGAAAGGGUAACAUGGAGUAGCCGGAUCCCUACAGAGUACAUUUAUGCAUAUUCGGUGCAGAAUUUUAUUCAGGGAAAUGAGUGGAUUCCGUCAUUUUAAUUUAGUAUCUAUAAAUGAGUGGACAUGAGUGGAUAUCAAAAACCAUUCUCUGUAUUUUGCAGAUG